AUGGCGAGAAACCCCCCCGUCGAAAUCCUCUUCCUACUACUAGAUGAACUAGAAUACACCUCAGAUCAGCUGCCGCUGCUGCAAGUCUGUCGCAACUGGAACAUCGCCCUAUGCGCCCAGGUUCUGCAGAGGAAUCCCCGGUUAAGGCCUCUUGUACAAGAACUCCACUGCCCAUUCCUCCAUAGCCGCGAGGAUGACGAAUCGGGUUUCUAUAACCGGGCCCUUUUCCACGAGCUUCUACAAUCUUUCACGGAUACCGACAACGAACUAGUUGCCUGGGAAAAGAAGCUAGAUGAGAUGGAUUGCUUUGCUUGGCUGGCAGUACUCCUGGUUUUACUACCCAAUCUACGGCUUCUUGACUUGGAGUGGACCUGGUGUGGCGUGGCUACAGAGACAACUGUUUGGGCCGUCUCAAGGAUAGCAAGCAAAUCCCCCCAGGGCAGCUUACCAUUGCAAAAGCUGCAGAAGGUCUCCACCAGAGCCAGUGACAUGAACGAUAGAUUCUCAAUUAAGCACUUUAUUCCGUUUCUUACCCUGCCGUCCAUGCAAGCCCUUCACCUCGAUGGCUGUAUCGAUAUCGAUACACCAGACGACAGAGGUGAUGUUUUUGAGAUUCCCUUAGAGCUCAGGCCUGGAAUAUCGCCAAUACGUGAGCUUUCAUUGCAGGAGUCGAACUUCGACAACGGGUUGCGCGAGCUUAUACCAGCUUUUGCCCAGCUCGAGCGGUUUGAGUACCAGCAUACAAACAUCGCUGAAGUAAACGAGAACCAUAGAAACUACCGAUGUCACAAUUUUCGAGAUGCGCUAUUGUGUCAAAAGAGGAGCCUGCGCGAGCUACGGCUGAAUGAUGUAGGUGUCACGAAAUCUAUUGGUAUAGAGGAGUUUUCGGAUGAAUAUAGUGAUUAUAUUCAGGAAUCAAAAGCACAGGAUUGGUUCGGCAGCUUGGUCGAGUUUAUAGUUCUGAAGGAGCUGAGGAUGCCGGUGUAUAAUCUACUAGGUUCAGUGGAUGGGUCAGAGCCCAGUAUAUCUCUGGACAAGAUUCUGCCCCCGAGCCUGGAGACUCUUGUUCUUACAAAGGUUGAUUUCACGGAUUACUCAAUGAUCGAGGGCCAGCUAUGGCGCCUGCUGGCUGCCAGGCAUCAGCAGUUCCCCAGCCUGCGCAAGAUACUCCUACAGACCUUUCAGUUGGAGGUUGUUGAUUAUGACGAAACGCGUUGGGAAGAGUACGAUCGGGAAGAGUAUGACCUGGAGAUUCCAGAGCGCGCGAGAACAGUCUUUGCUGGUGUUGCGAGCAGCUGUAAAGAGCAGGGCAUUGUCUUUGACUUCUCCCGGUAUGGGGACCACGAGGUUGUGGCUAAUGGGGAGGUCGUGCGAGAAGUGAACGAGAUUUACAGCCAGACUCGUCAGUUCCACUACUAA
Aspergillus puulaauensis is the source of this 1419-nucleotide messenger RNA. RefSeq lists its product as uncharacterized. The coding region runs from base 1 to 1419 and encodes 472 amino acids. NCBI's taxonomy places the organism in Eukaryota, Fungi, Ascomycota, Eurotiomycetes, Eurotiales, Aspergillaceae. The record is from RefSeq and is a predicted model, not a curated record. The transcript has 2 exons.